AUGGCUCUUUUGAUCAGUGGUUUUUGUCUCCUGACAGUGACUGAGAGAACCACUAAGGCGAAGCACAUCCAGUUUGUGAGUGGUGUCUCUGUCAUCGUGUACUGGCUUUCUGCCCUAUUGUGGGAUUUCAUCAUCUUCUUUGCUUCCUGCUGCUUAGUAAUGGGAGUGAUAAAAUACCGCAAAUUUGAUAUUUAUGUCACGGAUUACCACAUUCUGGAAACUAUGCUGAUCUUCAUGCUGUAUGGCUGGUCUGCCAUUCCCUUUGUGUACCUGAUAAGCUUCAUGUUUUCUGGAAGUACUUCUGCCUACAUCAAACUUCUCCUACUCAGCUACUUUUCAGGCACUUUUGGUUUCCUCAUAGGCGAGAUAAUAGAAAACAAAAAGCUAACCAGCAUCUCAAACACCACCAGAACCGUUGUACGUAAUUCAUUGCUGUUCCUUCCCAAUUACAACCUUGCAAAGUGCGUUAGUCAGUAUACAACUAUCUACGAGAUGAAGAUAUUAUGCACCACCUUAAAGAAGCAUCCUAUCUACCUAAAUUGUAGCAAAGAAAAUACUGAGAAGAAUAUUUAUUCUUUGGAAGAGCCUAUGAUUGGAAAGUAUUUGAUUGGCAUGAGUACUGCAGGCUUUAUUUUCCUUCUGUUGAUUUUCUUUUGGGAGACUACUUCAUGGAGACUAAGAACAUUCCUCAAUCAAUACAUUUACUUUGGUAUCUACAAGCGAUACAGGAAAGAUAUAGUGUCCAAGGAAUUAUCUGGGCAAUCUGAAGAUGAAGAUGUACAAAACGAAAGAAAGAGAAUCCUGGAGCAGCCUCAGGAGUUGCUGGAUUCUAUAGUACUUAUUAAAGAACUCAUAAAGAUAUAUUUUAAGUGCCCAGCCAUUCUGGCUGUAAAAAAUAUCUCCCUUGCAAUCCAAAAGGGGGAGUGCUUUGGAUUGCUUGGAUUCAAUGGAGCUGGAAAAACAACUACUUUCCAAAUUUUGACUGGGGAAGCCAGGCCUACCUCUGGAGAUGUGUUGAUUGAUGGCUUUAGCAUCACAAAAGAUAUCCUACAGGUGAGGUCAAGAAUUGGCUACUGUCCUCAAUUUGAUGCCUUGCUGGAAUAUAUGACUGCUCAGGAAAUAAUGAUUAUGUAUGCCAGAAUAUGGGGAGUCUCUGAGCCCCAGAUUGAGCUGUAUGUGAACAAAUGGUUGAAUUCACUGGAACUGGAGUCUCAUGCUGACAGGCUUAUCAACACCUACAGUGAAGGAAACAAACGUAGGCUGAAUACUGCUAUUGCCCUAAUGGGAAGGUCUUCAGUCAUUUUCCUGGAUGAGCCAUCAACUGGCAUGGACCCAGUAGCCCGACGCCUGCUCUGGAACACAGUGACAAAGACACGCGAAAGUGGAAAAGCCAUCGUUAUAACCUCCCACAGUAUGGAGGAAUGUGAUGCCCUCUGUACCAGUCUAGCCAUCAUGGUGCAAGGGAAGUUGAUGUGCUUGGGCAGCCCUCAGCAUCUCAAGAACAAGUUUGGCAACAUUUACAUCCUGAAGGUCAAGGUCAAGACUAAAGAUAAAUUAGAGGAUUUUAAACGUUUUGUUACAACAACAUUUCCAGGUAGUGUCUUAAAACAUGAGAAUCAAGGAAUCCUUAACUACUACAUUCCUAGCAAGGACAAUCGCUGGGGAAAGGUGUUUGGCAUUUUGGAGCAAGCUAAAGAGCAAUUUGAUUUAGAAGACUAUUCCGUCAGUCAGAUCACACUGGAACAAGUCUUCCUGACCUUUGCUAACCCAGAGAAAGUAUCCAGUGAUGAUGAAAAUGAGGUGCCAUGA
Piliocolobus tephrosceles (Ugandan red Colobus) is the source of this 1809-nucleotide messenger RNA. Its product is annotated as ATP-binding cassette sub-family A member 3-like. Gene Ontology annotation, cellular component: intracellular membrane-bounded organelle; membrane. Gene Ontology annotation, molecular function: ATP hydrolysis activity; ATP binding; lipid carrier activity. The record is from RefSeq and is a predicted model, not a curated record. Gene Ontology annotation, biological process: transmembrane transport; lipid transport. The transcript is spliced from 11 exons. Bases 1 to 1809 code for a protein of 602 amino acids. Lineage: Eukaryota; Metazoa; Chordata; Mammalia; Primates; Cercopithecidae.